CCCCUGUUUCUGUUGUAGCAUUAUUAAGUUCUUCUCUCCACUUUCCAGCCAAACUUAACAAUUAACUGAACAAAAUUAAGUGACUUAUCCAUCGAUACGGGACGUAAUCUCGAGUCGCAGCCUUAAUAGCCUAUUAACCAGCAGUAGGGAAGCUCAUUAUAAUAUCCUAAAGAGGAGUUCUCUUCACCACCUUGCGAGCACCAGUCAGGGAUCUCCGCCCCAGUCAUCUUGGGCUACAGCUCGGAGGCCGGAUGCGCCGCCAUGCCGACUCUAUCAGCGAAUGGAAUAAUUUAUUCACCAACCUGCCCGACACUGGCCGACUAGGAGUUGACUGAACAAGUCGACAAGGCAGUUUGAGAGGGCAGAGGAGCCGUUACCGUGCUACACACAGCAGCGCGGAGAGUCGGCGCCGUGAACAGUUGCGUGUCGGCGCUGCUAACCGCCGCCGUAGGAACACUUGUGAGCUGCUAGCUGCGCGCUAGCGUUAGCUCGAGUCGGGAGAGUGCGGGGUAGUGACAGUCCGGCCGGAGGCGGGGAGAGCUGCGAGACCAAGACACACUUCCAUGUCUUCAUCAGCUCUGGAAAUCAAAAAAGAUGUCUGUUGAAGAGGAAUCUGCAAAAACUGGCAGUCCACGGGCCAGCUCAACUUCAUCUCUGCAGCUCUCAGAUUGCACUGGAGGUUACGGCAGUCUGUCUGUGAUGAUGGAGGGAACUGCAGCCACCCCUGACUUUGCAGCUGCUUGUCCUGUCCCAGGCACUGCAGCCUCACCAAAACACACCAGCACGACCGACGCGCUCACCCUCCAUGACAGUGCUGGACAGAGAGCCAGAGGGCACGAGAAUAGCAUCAAUCGAAGAAACAGCUUUCAUCAUUCCAAACAACAGCAACAAACAAAGCUAACAAAGCGGCGCAACACGGCAAACUCUAGUUUCAAGCAUCCGACCUCUGGCAAGAGGAGACGAAGGGCCAACUCUGAGAGUGACUCCGUCCUGCCCACCAACUUCCUCUUGGGUGGCAACAUAUUUGACCCACUGAAUCUCAACAGUCUGCUGGAUGAGGACGUCAACAGAGCCCUGAAUGCAGAGACACCCAAAUCUUCCCCUCUGCCAGCGAAGAGUCGAGACCCUGUGGAGAUACUCAUCCCCAGAGACAUCACAGAUCCGCUGAACCUCAACAGUGGGAUCGCAGACAGCAGCUUUUUGGUGUCCCCCUACAAGAGUGGUGGAAGGAAAAGACACCGCAACAGACAUCAUGGUGGAGGAGGAGGAGGAGGUGGUGGUGGUGGUAGUGGGAUUUCAACACAGCUUAGCCUCUCAGAAUCAGGAAAAAGUGAGGCAAAAACUGGCACCUCCACACUGCCUUCAGGCAUGUUAGCCUCAUGUUCUGCACUAGAUGUCUCCAAAGAGUCCAACAGUUUCUCCAGUGUCACAGAGGAUUCCCAUGAGCACACAGCUGACAACUCAGCCAGCUGCAAGGACGAGAUGACAUCUGUAUCGAUGGAGGAUUCCACGUCUUCCCUGUCAGGGGGACCUAACCAGCACACAAGCAGGCGCAAGCGAAGGCGCAACUCAGGCAAAAUUGAGCCUCCUGUGACCCAUUCUACUCCCAUUGCAAAGUCAGGAUCUGGAGACAGGAGUUGUGGUGCAGGGGGCACAAAAAAUUCAUUUCACACACCAAGGAGUGGUUCCAAAUCAGGUAUGGGAUUUCGCCAGCACCAGCAGCCGUACAACCAGGCGAAGGAACCGCAGAAGAAGUUCCAGUAUGGGAACUACAACAAGUAUUAUGGCUACCGCAACCCAGGCAGCAGUGAAGACCCACGUAUACGUGUGCUUCGUCCAGAGUGGUUUGAAGGUAAAGAUGUAUUGGACUUGGGAUGCAACUCAGGCCACCUCACACUCUAUAUUGCCAAAAUGCUAAGACCUGCCCGCAUACUGGGCCUAGAUAUUGACAGUGGUCUGGUACAUGCAGCUCGUAAGAACAUCAGACAUUAUCUGUCUGAGCUGCAGACCCAAGAGGCCAGACGUGCAAUGCAGGGGAAAAAGACAACUAAACAGGAGGAGAGGAAUGGAAAUGAGAGUCACACAGGCACAGAAAAGAAGCACAAUGAAGCCGAGAGCAGGGAUGAAAAUGGGAAACCGGUGAAAGGAGAAAGUGGCCCUGCGGAGGCUGUAAAUGACAAUGACUCCUGUCACACAGAUGAGACAGGGACCCAGAGGCAGGACAGCAAAACAGAGAAAAUAGUGAAAGAAGAUUGUGAUUCACCCCCUGCUGAUCACUCUGUGAGCUGCUCUUUCCCUGUGUCCCUACGGAUCUCCAGGGGGCCCAUCGCUGCACCUCCACUAACAGAAACAUCCACCACGCAGCCUGGGGAGUUCCCCUCAAAUGUGUCUUUCAUCAAGGCCAAUUACGUACUGGAGAACGAUAAUCUUCUUGUGACUCAGCGGGCAGAGUACGAUGUGAUCCUGUGCCUGAGCGUUACCAAAUGGGUUCACCUGAACUGGGGAGACAGUGGCCUCAAGCGGCUUUUCAAGAGAGUCUAUAGACAUCUCCGUCCCGGAGGCAUGUUCAUCCUGGAGCCGCAGCCCUGGGAAUCCUACGUGAGGAGAAAGAAGCUGACUGAUAACAUUAGCAGGAAUUAUCACAGCAUCCGCCUCAAACCUGACCAGUUCUCAUCAUAUCUUACAUCUGAGGUGGGCUUCACCAGUUUUGAGUCCCUCGGGGCCCCCAAGUGUUCAGUAAGAGGUUUUCAGAGGCCAAUCUAUGUAUUUCACAAAUGACCGCCCCUGCCUUGAACAUCAUUGAAUGUGAGUAGCCUAAGCCUCCACCAUACAUUCAAGCCAGCCAGCUGCACUGGACUGCAAGGAAUCAUCCGAAUCCUUAACAGUUACUCCAGCUUUCAAUGCUGAAGAGGAAAAUGAGAAAGGAAAAUGGGACCAAAAGUGGAAUUAAUUUUGUAAAGAUGAGAUCUGUCGAGACGAGGUACCUAUCAGGCACCUCUGUGACUGCAAAUUCUCAAAAAGGUAUGGAGUGUACUCGGAUACAACUCCGCAAUGUUUAACCUGGAGCCAGAAAUCCUAGUUUGGCCAGACUGUGGGAGAGGUGCUCAUCUGAUCCUUUCCUCGGACUAUCCUACUGCUAACGAUGCCAGUUUGAUGCACGGCCAUAACUUGUGUUUGAAGAUCUUUGGCCAUAUAUCUUUACUUUCAUAAUGUUGUUCUGUGCCACCACAUCACCGUACGUUACACAUGUUAGGGUUGGGCGAUCGGGCAGACUUAUCCAACUGGUCACCAUUACCAGUUUAACAGGCGAUAGAUGUUAGAAUCAUCAACUGUUUGUUGCAUCUGCAAAGCUACAGUAUACCACUGGAUUACAAAGCCAUGAAAGUGAUAUUAACAUGAAACCUUAUGAAAAGCCACACUGAAGCGCAGGUAAUGUUUGAUGCUGUGCAGGACACUGUGCAGGCUAUUGGUUAAUUAAGCCCCAUACUGGCAGGUUCACUGCAAGUACUGAUGGCAUAGAAAUGCACCUUAAUGCUUAAAUAUUUGCAUAAUGCUUGAAGCCUUUAAUGCUGUUGCAGCAGGCGUAUAAAUGCACACAUUUUGGUGAGUUUGAAACAGCUGAACAAAGUCGAUCAGCCAUGGAGUCAGUGUAACACUAAUAGCUGAUGUAUUUGUCCCAUUUUCCAACCCUAAUGUGUAGCUUGUUUUCGUUUAUUAUUUUGCAAAAUAUGCCUGCGAGCUGAAUUAACUUCAGUCUGUUACAGAGCUGUCAAAAUGUGUAACAAUACAUUUUGAAAUGGACAUUAUGAAAAGCUCCUAAACUGCACAAAGACCUUAAGAAGUGACAACUGGCUUGUCUCAGUGUGAAAGACGGUGAUGCACAAUGAAAAAAAAAAAUCACUCAACAGCCAAAAACGGCAAACAUUCAGUUAAAUAGUGACUGCUUACUCAGUAACAGAUAAAACACUUUUGAAGGUCUGUUGUGUUUUUUAGUCGGUCAGAACCUUAAAGUCGUCAAGCAGUAGAUUCUGUCAUCACAACACAGAGACAGGAUUUAGUGCGUACAUGGUACCUAGAACCAUUUUACAUUUUUAAGAGUUUGAGCUAUUUGGAGUGGGAGCUCUCUCCAAAAAGUCACUUAAAACGUUCUUAAAGAUGCUUUUUUUAAACGCUCCAUCUUAACGUUGGGGGCACAUUUGAGCUGCGAUGGCGUCCACUGGUGGCUCAGCUCCAGAUAAUUCAGCACAGCGACCACAAGGACUAUUUUGCAAAGUAGAUCUGUAGCAUGCAGUGAUCUGUGUUUUACAGUUAAGCCAUAACCCUCCCUUAUGUGUUGUUUAUAAUGUCCUUCAUGAGGUGCCGACUGAGAAUACGACGGAGCAUGAAAUCUGAGUCAGAGACCGAUUGUUAGAGUCGAUGCAGCGUCUUCAGAGCUGCAUAAAUCGGACACAUGCACUACUAGUCUGGACAGGCACGGAUUCAAACAGCAUCAGAGUCAUUCGCGAGGUUUUUUCCAAGUUAGACUCCAGAGUCUAAAGAAAAAUUUACAUUUUGUAAAAGAUUGAUGAUUUUUUGUUUUUUUUGUUAACCAGAUUUGAAUAUGAAAAUGCUGUUUGUAUUGAAGCUCUGCCGGAAUAUUUUAUGGGUCUCUGACAAGUUAUGCCAUCACUGUCUCAGUCUUUGACCUAAUGUGGGCAGUUAUGAGUUACAGGUAGUCAGUCUGUGAUUAUAUCUUUACUGUUUUGCACUGAGUACCACUCAUCUACAACCUUUCAUUCUAAGUGGCUUGGACAAAGAAGUCUUUUUUUUUUUUUUGACUGGUUCAAUUUUACCAUUUGGCAUCUGAGGGCAAGAGAAGAUGGAUGAAAUAUGUUCUAUUUUAGUAAGUGAUCAAUGUAAAUAAGUUUGCAAAUUUUGUUUUUGUCAUUUUAAGUUCCUCACUGCUUUUGUCAUUUUCCAGUGUUUUUUUUUCUUUCUCUUUUCUUUUUGUCUUGUUUUUCAAAUGUUUGCUGCCAAUUUACCAGUUAGUCGCGGGUCAUUUUGUCCUAAGACAAACUGGUAAUCCAGCUUUGUGAUGACACAUGAAUAUGUACAUUGGAAAGAAGUUCUAAUGUUUUUUUUGCUUUGUUCUGUCCUGGCAGGCACAUGGAUUGUUAGUUUAGUGCUUUAUUUUCUUUCCUUUUUUGUUUUUUUUAUAAAUUGUUUGAAAGGAGUGUUGGUGUCAGUGCACUCUCAUUUCACUUCAUUUGACAUGUUGUAGACAUUUUAAAAUUCUUUAGAACAGAAACAUUUUACUUUUUUUUUCUCCAUCAUUUUUUUUAACAACUUGUGAAACAGUGAUUAAGCUAUAAAAUAAAGCUACAGGUUAUAUUUUGAAAUAAACGUGAAUUGGCCUCGAGCUCAGUUGGCCCGUCAGAUACAGGGCACCAAAUCGUACCUUUCUCCUAAGCUAAGACAAUCGGAUUCUCAGGCUUAGAUCAGCCGACUGCUGUAAUUUUAAGGGCAUUUUGUUAUUUUUUUUUUCAUUAACAAAUGUUUUCCUUCUUGCAGGUCAUAUAAUCAACAUUUUCUUUGAAAAGAAAAACAAUUGUUUAACGCUAAUUUGUGCUUUGCCACCAAUGUUAAAGAUUGCACCUUACUGUCUCAGCAGCGGUAUCUUACAGAUUUUAACCCGUUACGCCUGACUUGUAAGUCCAGGCGUCCAAGCUAAAGCAUGUCUUUGCUGGAGAUGUGAAAUUACAUGUUGUCAUAUGCAGUGCUGUGGAAGCUUUUGUACUCCCCUUGAGGUUUCGCGCUAGUUGUGUGUUGUCAGUGUAAUAUGAAGUUAACUUACAUGAAAAAUGGGUGUAAGACAAAUAAUAACCUUGAUUUUGACAGGGUUUAAUGUCAUAAGGAUGACUGUUUCAAAAGGCAAGAUGCUCAGAUCUCGUAUUCAGGUUACAGUUGUAUGUAAAUAGCAUACAAGUUCAUGAAAUGCUUCCUUUAUGCCAGCAAAAAUUGGCAUCCUCUUACUGGAAUCAAUUUUAAAAUGUAGAAAACCUGAGUGUAGUUUUGAAUGUGGAAGCUGCAGGAUCCAGAUUUUCAUGCAAAGUAAAUACAAGAUGACCUGCAGUAAAAUAACAAUCAGUUGUUGUUGUUUUUUUUUAAAUAUUUAAAAACUAUAUAUUAAUCAAUUAUUGUUUUGUACUUGGAGACAAUUGCUCUGGCUUCAAGUAGUAAAGUCCAUUGAUCAUCUCGAUUUUCGCUGGGACGAAGAGAUGCUCUAAGGUUUAUUUAUCAAACUCAUGCAGAUGAUCCUGCUUUGUGCAACACACCUGGAGAAGCCACAAAAACAAGCAUUCAACACUACACUCACAUUUUUCUCAUUUGUACUCCUACCAUACCUGAUAGUCUUUGCAGUACAAUUUUAAGGUAAAUAACAUUUACAUCUUGUAGCUACAACCUGAUUAUAAGAUUUGAGCAGAGAUUAAUUGUCAGAAAUGCAAUAAAGCUUCAACAAAACAGCAGCUACAGUUCACACUGCAUUUCUGCUUCUCAUCUGUCAGACCUCAUGCGACACAGAACUGCGUAUAGUUACACUAAAACUGUAUCUUAGCAGGAAAAACUGUGCCAAUGCCUUUGGAGCACAACAAACGCAUAAACCCAAGGGGUGUACGACUGUUAGCAGCACUAAAAUUCACCUCUUCGUGUUGAAUUUGCACUGAUAUGAAACAUGGGGGAUUAAACUAGUUUAGUACAUUUUUGCAGUUGAAGUUGAUGUUUUUCAUGUACCUUAACUUUCCUAGAGUCAGGUUUCUGGAAGAAGAAGAAGAAGAAAAAAACUGUUUAAUAACCCUGCCCAGCUCACUUGUCAGGGAAGCUUUUUAAUUUUCAUGCCUCUGAACAACAAGAUUAUCUGAAUGUUUCUCUGUGUUUAACAUUUUCAUUGAUUAAAACUGGUUCCAGA
Messenger RNA from Stegastes partitus (bicolor damselfish), 6946 nucleotides. Its product is annotated as 7SK snRNA methylphosphate capping enzyme-like. The coding region runs from base 595 to 2778 and encodes 727 amino acids. Gene Ontology annotation, biological process: snRNA modification. Gene Ontology annotation, molecular function: O-methyltransferase activity; RNA methyltransferase activity; snRNA binding. The transcript is spliced from 5 exons. NCBI's taxonomy places the organism in Eukaryota, Metazoa, Chordata, Actinopteri, Pomacentridae. The record is from RefSeq and is a predicted model, not a curated record.